GUGGGUUAAUGGCUCCUCCUGCUACAGACUGAGACGGAGCUGGCACCGAGCAGCGAUACGGGGGGAGCUGUAACACCACGGAGAGAAAAAAGCGAUUACACCCCAAAUACCAGCGGGUUUUUGAUCGCAAUUGUCUGGGUGUAUCUGGGAAAAAGGCUGUCCGGGUGGUAGUUUGGGUCGAGGGCUAAAUUUAGAAGCGGGCGGUCGAGAAUAGCAGUCUAUUUUUCAACAACCAACUCCCCAGAUGAACUCCGUCAGAGCCACCAACAGGAGACCCAGGCGAGUGUCGAGGCCGCGCCCGGUGCAGCCCGAACGGAACAACGGGGACAGAGAUGAAGAGGCUCCUGCAGCAGCUGCAGCAGAGAUGGCUAUUGAGGAGUCCGGUCCAGGAGCUCAGAACAGUCCCUACCAGCUUCGACGCAAGACCCUGCUUCCCAAGAGAACCGCUGCUGCCUCUGCCACCGCCUCUGCCUGCCCCAGCAAGGGCCCAAUGGAGGGAGCUUCCACUUCAUCAACAGAGGCCUUUGGCCAUCGAGCCAAGCGGGCACGAGUGUCCGGUAAGAGCCACGACCUGCCAGCAGCCCCAGCAGAGCAAUAUCUGCAGCAGAAGCUUCCAGAUGAGGUUGUUUUGAAGAUCUUCUCCUACUUACUGGAACAGGACCUCUGUCAGGCAGCUUGUGUCUGCAAGAGAUUCAGCCAGCUAGCCAACGACCCCAUCCUAUGGAAGCGCCUAUACAUGGAGGUGUUUGAGUACACACGUCCUAUGAUGCAUCCCGAGCCAGGCAGGUUCUACCAGGUCAGCCCUGAGGAGCAUGAACACCCAAACCCCUGGAAGGAGAGCUUCCAACAGCUAUACAAAGGUGCUCAUGUAAAACCAGGCUUUGCUGAGCAUUUCUACAGUAACCCCGGCAGAUACAAAGGCAGAGAGAAUAUGCUGUAUUAUGACACCAUUGAGGAUGCACUGGGGGGAGUACAAGAGGCCCACUUUGACGGUUUAAUCUUUGUCCACUCUGGCAUCUAUACAGAUGAGUGGAUUUAUAUAGAGUCCCCCAUCACCAUGAUCGGUGCAGCUCCUGGUAAAGUAGCAGACAAAGUGGUGAUAGAGAAUACUAGAGACUCAACAUUUGUCUUCAUGGAGGGCUCAGAGGAUGCCUAUGUGGGAUACAUGACCAUCAAGUUUAAUCCUGAUGAUAAGUCAGCGCAGCACCAUAACGCCCACCACUGUCUGGAGAUCACAGUCAACUGCAGCCCCAACAUCGACCACUGCAUCAUCCGCUCCACAUGCACAGUGGGUUCAGCUGUGUGUGUGAGUGGCCAGGGAGCAUGUCCAACAAUCAAACACUGCAACAUCAGUGACUGUGAGAACGUAGGACUGUACAUUACAGAUCAUGCACAGGGCAUUUAUGAAGACAAUGAAAUCAGCAACAAUGCGCUAGCAGGAAUUUGGGUGAAAAACCAUGGUAAUCCCAUCAUUAGACGUAACCACAUUCACCACGGACGAGAUGUUGGAGUGUUCACCUUUGAUCACGGCAUGGGUUACUUUGAGAACUGUAACAUCCAUAGAAACCGUAUAGCAGGCUUUGAGGUGAAGGCCUACGCCAACCCCACAGUGGUGCGUUGUGAGAUCCAUCAUGGACAAACAGGUGGCAUCUACGUCCACGAGAAGGGGCGGGGACAGUUUAUAGAGAACAAAAUCUAUGCCAAUAACUUCGCUGGUGUGUGGAUCACGUCCAACAGUGACCCAACAAUACGGGGAAAUGCUAUAUUCAACGGUAACCAAGGAGGGGUGUACAUAUUCGGAGAUGGACGGGGUUUGAUAGAGAGUAACGAUAUCUAUGGUAAUGCCUUGGCGGGAAUCCAGAUCCGAACCAACAGCUGCCCCAUUGUACGGCACAACAAGAUCCACGAUGGACAGCAUGGGGGCAUCUAUGUGCAUGAGAAAGGCCAGGGGGUGAUCGAAGAGAAUGAGGUUUACAGCAACACACUGGCUGGAGUCUGGGUGACCACAGGCAGCACUCCUGUCCUCCGCAAGAACCGCAUCCACAGUGGCAAACAGGUUGGUGUGUAUUUCUAUGACAACGGGCACGGUGUGUUGGAAGACAAUGACAUCUACAAUCACAUGUACUCUGGUGUACAGAUAAGGACGGGGAGCAACCCAAAGAUCAGGCGCAACAAGAUAUGGGGAGGCCAGAAUGGAGGGAUUUUAGUCUACAACUCAGGUCUGGGCUUUAUCGAGGACAAUGAGAUUUUUGACAACGCCAUGGCCGGGGUGUGGAUCAAGACAGACAGCAACCCCACGCUGAGACGAAAUAAGAUUCAUGACGGCAGAGAUGGAGGCAUCUGCAUUUUCAAUGGAGGCAGAGGUCUGCUGGAAGAGAACGACAUAUUCAGGAAUGCUCAGGCCGGUGUGCUGAUCAGCACUAAUAGUCACCCGAUACUCCGCAAGAACCGCAUUUUUGACGGCUUUGCUGCUGGUAUUGAAAUCACUAAUCAUGCCACAGCCACGCUGGAGGGCAACCAGAUCUUCAACAAUCGCUUUGGAGGCCUGUUUCUGGCCUCGGGAGUCAACGUCACUAUGAAAGAUAACAAGAUUCUGAAUAAUCAGGAUGCCAUUGAGAAGGCAGUGAGCAGAGGACAGUGUCUCUACAAGAUCUCCAGCUACACCAGUUACCCCAUGCACGACUUCUACAGAUGUCACACCUGUAAUACAACAGAUAGGAACGCCAUCUGUGUAAACUGCAUCAAAAAAUGCCACCAAGGGCACGAUGUAGAGUUUAUACGGCACGAUCGGUUUUUCUGUGACUGCGGAGCGGGAACGUUGUCCAACCCGUGUACGCUGGCCGGAGAGCCCACACACGACACAGACACUCUGUAUGACUCAGCACCGCCCAUCGAGUCCAACACGCUGCAACAUAACUGAAGGCAUCCUGUUUAGUUACACUCUCACAUAAGCAUAUAAACACAUUACAUUGCACACAGCCAUACACAGACACACAUACACACAGUUAUAUACACACACAUCCACUUGCAGCCAUAAGGACCCAGAGAGACUCUGUGAUUGCGGCGCUCUCAGACGGGCUCGAGGUGAAAGAGGCUGCAGAGGGAGCAGCUUCCUGCCUGCUGCAGUGAGAUACGCUGCAGCGGAGGCAGACUCCACUAGAGAGAGCAGUGGAGCUGAGGGUAGACUGACAGAACAGCCACAAGAGAUUCCUCACUUGAGUAUUUCUUAUUGCAGUCUGUAGACAAGGAGAAGAUGGCAAGAGAAGGGCUCUGCGGAGGGGCUGUCGAUGGCCGCCUGCACCCCUUUCUGCAGCACGUGAAGAUCCCCCCUGGUGUUAACCCUCGGCUCCCGGCCCACCUCUACUUCUUCUUCUUCACAAGAACUGCUCUCAAAAGAGACUUCCUGCUUCCUCACAGCUGCCAUCCCCAUUGGCUGCCCAGGCAGUUGUAACUAGGCAACGGAUGGGCGGCUGUUGCUCUGUUGUGUGUGGAUAAAGAGCAAGAUUGUGUGUGUGAUGGAGCACUUGGGCUUUUUUUUAAAAAUAUGUUCUGAUCAAUGGAUUUUAUUUCAAUGCUUUCUCAUGUAGUUUUGUAUUUUCAAGCAAACAGCUGACUGUAUUUGAAUGUCUUUUAUUUUAUUAUAUAUUAUUAUUAUAAUUAUUAUUUUUAUUUGGUUAGCGUCCCUCCUCCCACCCCGACACCCAGGCAAACUGCAGAACUCAAACGUCCCAGUGGUGAAGUUCUUUCUGUGAAAGAGAAUCUCGUUUAAACACUAAAAACCCUCUCCGGUAUAUUAGCUUAAAUGGCAGGUGGAGGGGCUCCACAGUUGUAUGUGUGUUGUGUAUAGUGAAAGGUGUGUGUGUGCGUGCGUGUGUAUGUAUGUAUAUGUUUAUAAGUUGAUGCAGUCAGUGUUCUGUGGAGAGGGUUUCAAUAGGAGGCGUCAGAGCUCCUUUUGAACUGGAACUGAAGAGUCUUUCUGCAGUCCCCGUCCCCCCUGCCCCCCCUUCUCUCCCCAGUGUAUCGUGGUGACUGUGGCUCCUCAUGCAGCCUGAAUCGUAUGCAUGUACCAUAACAUCUAGACUUAAUAUAUUGUGAAGUAUUCAAUAACCAUUAUGUAGAUGCUAGUUGGAAUUCAAAAAGGGGUAUACUUUCUUAGAAAGACAAAAAAAGAAAACAGGAAACUGGCCAUUUCUAAGAAAAUAAAACUUUAUUAGAUCA
Molecule: messenger RNA, 4218 nt
Organism: Siniperca chuatsi (mandarin fish)
Lineage: Eukaryota; Metazoa; Chordata; Actinopteri; Centrarchiformes; Sinipercidae
Gene: fbxo11b
Product: F-box protein 11b
Exons: 22
Coding region: 245-2920 (891 amino acids)
Biological process (GO): protein ubiquitination; regulation of apoptotic process; ubiquitin-dependent protein catabolic process
Molecular function (GO): protein binding; zinc ion binding
Source: RefSeq, a predicted model, not a curated record